UUUAAAUCCGCAGCCCUAAAGCCGGAGCGGCUAAGCACCCCCUGCAUCCUGCCGAUUGAGCGAUACACGCAAGCCAGACGCCCAGAAGUGGAAACAAAGCGCUGGGCUGGCAGAUAGGCGACUUCACCCGCAGAUAACAAUCGGUCUCCGAAGCGGAGGAAGUGCAGGAGGUAGACGACCAUCGGUCCAUACGCAGUAGUGGUGUUCCGACCUCGUGCAGGAGGGUGACAGGUACCAGCAACAGCAGAGAAUUACCAUGCAGAAGGAGACGUUUUGCAGGUGUCAAUGUCGGAACAUUAGGGAAACUGCGAACAGGAGCGGCAGUCGGUGGCUGCCCGCCGUCGUGACAGUCUUGAUGCUGGUCAACGUGGCUACAGCGACGUCGGAGGCUUCUUCCUCAGGAGCCUUCGUCAUGGACGGGGCCACUACAUACUGCUGGGAGGUGGACACGUCUAUAUAUUCCAACACGGUGGACGGCUCCUCGGUAAAAAUGGUGAGCGCGCAGGGCGACGGCUGCCCGCUGAAGCUCUCCAUCGCCUUCCCCACGGGCGACGUGUACGCGUACGACUCAGUAGACAUUUCAUGGAACGCCACGGAGCGCCUUGCGCCAAGCGGCUCUCUUGAGACCAAUACCUUCGGCUUGACGGAGUUGGCAGCCGGACUCGACCGCAUCUCGCAAAACUACUACGAGAUCACCGCUUCACGCCUGCGGACGUGCACCUAUGGUGUGGACUGCAACCCUGUGACGACAGGAUCACAGCUAACAGAGAACACAACCAACAUCCCGCUUAACUUCACGGACGGACUGGCUGCGUUCGACUCGUCGGAACUGUCGUUCAACCAACCAGGAAGCUACACUCUACUGGCACAUUUGAUUUUGCCGAGCAGUACCCCCACAUCCAAACGGUACGACUACGCUGUGUUCCUCAAAGUGCAGGUUCUAUCGAGGACGAGCGCCACGGUCGCGGACACCACUGCCACUCCGUACGCCGCAUCAACAGGUGACUCGGGAAGCUCGGGUGUAUCGACGGAAGUCAUCUGCGUCCUCAUUAUCAGCGGCAUUGUGGUAGUGGCCCUGGCAGUCAUCGGCUUCGUAACGUUGCGGUCCAAGAUUGAACGCAAUCCCGAGGCUAAUGCUAACAAGCGCAACAACUCUAAGAAGGGCCGUGGCAUGUUCGGGUUUUCAAGCACCGGAAUUAAUUCCGCGGGUGGCGUGGCGGUUGUGAGCGAUGAUGACGCCGAGGAGUUUGCCAUGCUCAGCAUGCAUGAAGAAACCAUGCGCCAGAAGCGCGGCAGCACUUAUCUCAGCGCUCUUAAUCGUGGACGCCGCAGCUCUGCCGCACCCCAAAAGAAGAACGGUAGCCCUAUUCAGUUCGCUGGACCGAUCUGCAGCCAAAGCUUGGAUCGUAAGGGUGCGAUGGGGGAUGAUGACAGCUUCAACGCUGGAGACAUCACACCGCAAAGUGUUACCAUCGAGACUCCAGGUACUGGUCGUGGUAUCUACACGGGCUUGGACAACACACCCAAGGUCCUUGCGCCCAAGCUUUCUCCGUAUGACCAGACCAGCGCCCCACCUGGUCAGAUAAUGUUCAAUGACAUCAUGGAGGACGAGGUGGACUCCACAGGUCCGCGAUCAGGUGGUGUCGUUGGCGCAGUGCGUCAACCCAACUUGGAAGACAGCACCAUGUCCGAUGUAACAGACCUGAACCUCACGGCUGUGUCUGAGCGUAUCAAGCAGCACCGCGAUAUUGCGGAGCAGGAGGCAGCAGCACAUGGCAAACAAGACGUGCUAACUGCAGAUGACCUCCGCGAGUCAGAGACGAAGGGUCCAAUGGCGCUGAGCGACCUCCUUUCGUCACGGGUGCGGUAAUUAUGUUCAAGCAAUACGAUGGAGACGGUGACGGUUGUAGUUUUAUUACCAAGACAGACUUCAGCAGCAGCCAGUUCUUCGUGAAUGUGUCGAUUCGAGCACCUUCGAAUCGGACACUGCAUCAAAAGGUUUUUCAAGCUGUGUCGGCAGCUAUUUUUCUUUUCUAAAAAGGAAGCGAACUCGAGGCAGGGAUCAAUAACGCGUAUGAGAGAGCGCGUACAUUCACAUAAGCUAAAGGUUAAUAUAUCUAGCGCUGUGACUAAAUACAUCUACUGUGUGCUUAC
Messenger RNA from Phytophthora nicotianae INRA-310, 2154 nucleotides. RefSeq lists its product as hypothetical. The coding region runs from base 257 to 1870 and encodes 537 amino acids. The record is from RefSeq and is a predicted model, not a curated record. NCBI's taxonomy places the organism in Eukaryota, Oomycota, Peronosporomycetes, Peronosporales, Peronosporaceae. The transcript has a single exon.